AAAAAACCGAAAGCAAAAGCUGCUUUCCGGCCCCGCCCUGCAGCCGGCUCCGCCACAUUCGGGGGCUGCUAACCGGCGAGGGCGCGUCUCUCCUCCGCCAUGGCAUCGGUUUUGAAUGUCAGUGAAUCCAAAGCAUCUGAAAGAACAGUUGUAGUUGCUGGUCUUCCUGUUGGCGUUUGGAACGAUCUGUUACUGUCCACAGUAGUGAAGACUCACUUCCAAGAUAUUAAGAAUAAGGGUGGCUGUGUUGAAGAUGUGAUAUAUCCAACAAGAACCAAGGGAGUUGCGUAUGUAAUAUUCAAAGAAAAAAAAGUUGCAGAGAAUGUCAUCAGAGAAAAGAAAUACUGUCUUGCAGAGAAGUUCGGAUCCGUGGAACUCACAGUCUCUCAUUUUAGUGAACAGGUCUUCAGCUCUGUAAAAGCUAUUCUUGACCUAUCCGUUUUUCAGAGUCAAGUUGUUCUGGAAAAUCUGGUAAUGGACCUGCAAAGGAAAAUUCCAACUUUAUGCUUCAGUCCUUUGGAACACAAUGGAAGGAUCUCUGUUCAAGGAUCAUUUCUGGCUAUCAAAAGUCUCAAAGAAUCUUUGCUAUUAACAGCAAGGCUUCUUUUAGAGAAAAACAGGAGUUUUAUCAGUGAGGGGGAAAAGUGGAAUAGACAGAGCCCCGGAAGGAGCCUACAGAGAAGUAGUACUUCUCUGGAAUCACUCAGGUCCUCCUUACCUGACACUACUAGAAGUGGAGAAAUGCUUGUUCUCGACACAGAUGUUUUUCUUUACCUGAAAAAGAAGAGCGAGUUUUAUAAAGACACAUUGAAAACAUUUCAUGUUCUGUGUCAGGAGAGAGUGGAUGGUGAAAUUACCACACUUUGCCUAAAAAAUGCUCAAGAUGGUUCUUGGCCAAACAAUGAAAAACUUGUAAAAGAGUUCAUUGAGAAAUAUUCUCAUAGUCUACACUUUGAGCUUAGAAAAGAGACAUUUGUUUUGGAAGGAAAGGACAAUAGAGAGAAAAUAAAUAUUAAGUUGGCAUGUGAACAACUAAGUUCGAGGUACCUGAAGGUUCUGACUAAUUUUUAUAAGACACACAUUGACAUUAUAGGAUCUUCUUCUGACACUUACUCAUUUAAAAAAGAGGUCAUGAAAUUAAUAAAGCAAAAAGUUAGGUAAUAGAAUCUCAGCAAUAGUGAUGGCAAUGGCUGCUGCUUUCCUUUACCAAACAGUGAGGACGCCAUGCAUGACGCCAGCUUUACCCACUUUAUCUCGUUUAAUCCUUGAGACCAUCCUUCAUCGUAGGCACUGCUUUCCUCAUGUUAUAGGGGAAGAAAGUAGGAUUUAGGGGUUAUCCAGAUGCAAGGAAUGGGGCUGAGGUCAAACCCAGUCUCUGAUUACAAAGAUAAUAUCUUAGUUAUAAAACUUGGACAAACAUCUCACUACACUUGGAAGAAAUCUCACUUUCUCUGCAACGGCAAAUUCUUCAAAAAAGAAGUAGCUUAUUUCUAACAUAUAAGAAGUUCAGAUAAUGAUGACUAUGUCAUUGGCAAUUUCAAACAUUUACAAAGUUUGUGUUUACUCCAAAUAGAAAAAGAAUGCUGGCAAAAGUCACUUGAGAAGUUACUUAGAUGGAAAGUAUUUCUGAUGCAGGUAAAUCAUUACUUGAGUGAAUCUCAUUGGCACAAGGCUACUGGACAUACACAACAUUUUUAUUGCUGGUUAUUUACCUAAGUGAUUAUAUAAAAUCUUGGUUCUCUUGUUAUAAUUAUGAGGAAAGUGUAGUGUCUUUUUUUCUUUCUUCCCCCUUUUAUAAUUGUGUUGUUAAAGUAACAACAUUUGAGAGGUAAGCGUAUGGACGAUAAAAAUAAUUACAAGUGCUAUUUGCCAGGCAUAAUUUUUAGUGUUUUAUAUAUCUUUAUUCUCAUAGCAACCCUAUGAGGUAGGUGGUCUUGAUCCCAUUUGCUUAGAUAUGGAAACUGACGCGCACUGAUGUAAUUUAAUCCGUGCUCUUAAUUAUUGUACUGUGCUUCUCCCUUUUAUAGAACUAGUAUUCCACAAUUCUACUUAAACAGUUGAGAAGUCUUUCCUUAAAGGUGGCAGAAGGAUUUGAAAAUUCUUUAGUAAAGAAGGGAAGCCAGAGCUUGUAAGUCAUUCAGUUGUCUAUGACUCCCCUGAAUUUAACUUUGGGUUUAGCCAAUUUUAAGUAUGGGGCACUGCAGAGACCCUCCUAGGAUAAUAAAAUGUAUACAUCGUGCAUAUCUCUAAGUAAACAAACAUGCUUAUGAUGGUUAGAAUUGUUUCAGUAGAAAAGUGUAAGAAAAAUCUCACUAUAUGCUUUCAUUUUUCUCAGCCAUCUAAAUCUCAAAUAUAUAAAUAAGUUCUAUUUCUUUAAAUACGACGUUUCAUUUCUGUUUGAGUACACACUUUUAUCACAGGAAACUGCUAUUUAUGUCAAGCGCCCAAUAAUGCAUCUUUAAGUUAAAAAGGGGUUUCGUUUUUAUUUUGCUUCAAGGACUUUGUUUGUCUUAGUCUGGAUCCACUCAGGAGAGAGAAGCCCCCCAGUAAUUGGAACAGGGAAAGUGUAAUAUAAAGAAUUGUUAAUUAUAACGGAUUGGAAUAAAGAGGGACUGGCUAGCAAUAAAUAAAGAGACCUCUAAAAAAUACAGGAAUAACAGACAUAAGGAGCAGCUUAGAUAGAGCACCCAAGGAAGAGCACCCAUGCCCCCCACCUCUCCCAGGACUGAGAGCCAGUCCUUGCUGGAGGGCUUGUGCAAGGAGACUUUGCUUGAAAUCCAUCCUCUAGGAUGCUGGAGGAAUCUCUUCACAGGGGUACCUCACCAGGGCACUCCAUUACGAAAUGCCUGAAGGGGUUGCACAGGGGAGCGGCUAGUGGCUGGAUGACACUGGCUACUGUGCACUGCAGGCCUGGAGUGCUGGGGAGGCCUGUGUGCCAGGGGCUGGCCCCUAGAGAAACUGCCACGCUGUGACUUGGGUACUGGGGGAGCCUCCGGGGCUGAGGAGCUGGAUUCUGGGUAGGCUGCCCAAUGAAUGCAGUGAAGCAGGAACAGACUUCUCUCCUGCAGUGACUCUCCAGUGCCCUCUACUGAGAAAGCUUAACGGCCUGUCAGCUACGAAACAGGCCCCUUUUUAAAGGGCCCAGAACUAUUAGGGAGUUAGGCACAUAAGAUGAAUUUAAGGCUGAGUCAAUAAAUUGAGAGCUGGCAGAGUUUAUAUUUGAUACGUACCAAGGCUUUCAUUAUUACCCCAAAUUUAAUAUCAAUAAAAGUCUUUCACCAAAGAGCUGGAUCAGAAGAGUCUCAUUCCAUGAUGUGAUAGAAAUUGAAGACUAGUUGAUUUAAAGAUACAGGUAUAACAUUUUCUCUGAAAAGAUUAUGUAUUUCAGGUGUUUUCUACAUUUUGUUGUCCAGUUUAGAGUUUAACAGCACUCUUCUUGUAAUACGCUGGCUGUGUAACCAAUUUCUGUUCUUAAUAAAAACUGACUUUUUUC
This is a messenger RNA of Rhinolophus ferrumequinum (greater horseshoe bat), 3493 nucleotides long. RefSeq names its product RNA binding motif protein 43 (gene RBM43). The transcript has 4 exons. The coding region runs from base 100 to 1161 and encodes 353 amino acids. NCBI's taxonomy places the organism in Eukaryota, Metazoa, Chordata, Mammalia, Chiroptera, Rhinolophidae. The record is from RefSeq and is a predicted model, not a curated record.